Meira miltonrushii is the source of this 1149-nucleotide messenger RNA. RefSeq names its product DUF572-domain-containing protein. The record is from RefSeq and is a predicted model, not a curated record. The coding region runs from base 64 to 1050 and encodes 328 amino acids. Gene Ontology annotation, cellular component: U2-type catalytic step 1 spliceosome. Lineage: Eukaryota; Fungi; Basidiomycota; Exobasidiomycetes; Exobasidiales; Brachybasidiaceae. The transcript has a single exon. Gene Ontology annotation, biological process: mRNA splicing, via spliceosome.
CCUUUGUUGUACGUCACUUAACAUUCUCCGCUUCUGCUUCGGCGGUAGCUCACUACCGAAAAGAUGGCAGAACGUAAGGUGUUAAACAAAUACAUUCCACCGGAUUUCGAUCCAAGCAAGAUCCCAAGACUUAAAAAGGGAAAAGAUCGUCAAGAAGCGAUUCGAUUGAUGGCACCUUUUAGUAUGAGAUGUAACACAUGCGGAGAUUACGUUUAUGCAGGUAAAAAGUUUAACGGAAGAAAAGAAACGGUUCAAGGAGAAGUCUAUUAUGGCAUCAAAAUUUUUCGUUUUUAUAUUAAAUGUCCGACAUGUUCAUCAGAAAUCACAUUCAAAACGGAUCCGAAAAAUACAGAUUAUACCAUCGAACAUGGCGCAUCGCGGAAUUUUGAGCCAUGGAGAGAAACAAAGGAAGGCACAAACGAAAAGGCGGAAGAAGAAGAUCCUUUGUCUCGUAUUAUGAGAGAAGAAGGCGUAGAGGAGAGUGAUGAAGAUGAAGAUCCGAUGAAAGCAUUGGAAAAAAGGCAACAAGAGGCAAAGCGGGAGAUGGAAAUUAUGGACGCUUUGCAAGAUAUCCGAACACGAAAUGCCCGCAUAGACAGAGUUGAUACAGAUGAAAUACUUGCCAGACAUCUGCAGAAAGGCAAAGAGAAGGAAACUAAACAGAGGACGCUGGACGAUGAGGAAGAUGAGGCUUUGGUGAGAAAGUACUUUGGCAAAGAUAUGGCAGCCGCACCAGCCCUCUCACAGGACAAUGGCAAGAGACCUCAUGAUGAAAAGAGCGAAGAAGAAGCCUCUCCUAUCACUGGAAUUUCUGUGAAAAGAGCUAGGACGCACCUCAAUGGUACCGAUGCUGGAGGUGAAGACAACGAUGAAAAAGAACCUGAAGUUUUGUCGUUACUGUCAGAUGCAAAUCGUAACCAAUUGUCUUCGGGAUCAUCAAAAACGGCAUCUUUCGCCUCCUCUGUGCCUGGUAAGUCAUCAAUACCUACCGCUUCAGCAAAAAGAAAGAAGGGUAGUAGCAUCUUUGGCAUAGUGAAAAAGAAGACAUGAACAAUGUCCCUUUUGUAAAUUAUACUGUACAACAAAUACUCUCAUUGUAUUAUUAUAUGACAAAUUCUUAUACCACACAAACUUUGAAACAUAUAUAAG